Molecule: messenger RNA, 2394 nt
Organism: Glossina fuscipes
Lineage: Eukaryota; Metazoa; Arthropoda; Insecta; Diptera; Glossinidae
Exons: 3
Coding region: 1899-2294 (131 amino acids)
Source: RefSeq, a predicted model, not a curated record
UUAAGACUUACUUUAAUAAGAAAACCCGGUUACAUUAGAAAAUCUUCAUCUUCAAGUUGAGUAAAAAAGUUUUCAUGUGAACGAGGUUUUUUGUUUGAACAUAAGUAAAACUGACGGAUUAUAAAUUUUCACAGACAUAUACCGAACAACAUUACUGAAAUGAUUUUUACAUUUCCCGAAGCUCACGUAAUUUUUUUACUUCAUUUUAUUAUCGCAGCGUUUGAAGCGAAAUCUUCUGAGAUUUUCUUGUUCUUCAAAUAAUUACAAGAUAAUGCAAUGCAAAGUGAAUUUCAUAAUGUUAAAAGUGAUGAAUUAAAAGCAUAUGAAAGUGUCGUAUGAAAGAACAGAAAAGUUGCGAAAGUUGCGAAAACGUAGAUUCAUAAUUUGGAUGUGAAACAAAAAAAAAAGAAGAGAAGAUAGCAGAAUAAGCGCCAAACUGCGUGAAUGGAAAAAGUCAAAAAGGCUGCGAUCGUAAAUAGACAAUUUACGAAGUGUGAAAUAGCGAACAGAAGUGGCGACAUUAGAACAGACAAAUCGAAGAUGAUCACGCACGUUGACAUGAAUGACUACUCACUACGUUCAUUUUGAACAGAUGAUCGUUGCAUCUUGUGUGCUUAAACAUCAACAAACAAUGAGAAGUAGACUUCUAUAUUGAUGUUUGCGAAUCAAUAUGUGCGAACCAAAGACCGCUGCCUACAAUGUCAGACUUAGAUCCAUCAUUAAAGGCGGGUGAAAAAUAUUUCCCAUUGGCGUUACCCAAAUUCGAAUAACAAUGUUUAAUUACUGUGAUCCCAAAGAAAUUUUGAAAAAGUUAUGUAUAAUAGUUCUUCGAAUGUCUUAAUUACUGAGUUCGGCAACAAAAAUUGCAAAAAAGCAGGAAAAAAAUUGGGCGAUACAUCAUAAAUGAAAAUAAAAACCGGAUGACUCUCAUUGGAUAGAAUCUUAUUAGAGGUACAAUUGGCAAGUGAACGAAACCUUUCGGUUUAGUGUGUGAUUAGAUUUCGUGAGAUCAAGAGCAAGGCAAACACAUUUCCAUUGAAUUCUGCAUAAUUUCAGAAGGUGGUUAUUUGAAAUGUGCAUAUUUAGCCUUAAUAGCACGAGAUAUAAUUUAAUUCCACAAAAAGGGUCAGAAACCCAUGGAAUACCAUAAUUGGAUUUCAGGUCAUUAGUUAAUUGGAAACAUUGUUUGGUAAUAUUUUCAAUGUGAGCAGAAGGAGAAAGUUUCGAGCGUAGACCAAGCGAAAAAAAUUUUUUUUGCUCUUCUGUACCCUAGAUUACUUGAUUAUCUAAACGUAACUAAUAACUAUAAAUAAAUAAAUGAAUGGAAUGUAAUAUUUGUGUAGACAUACUGCUGAGCACCUCAUUUUUAAAUAUCACAGAUUUCUUAACAAGGGAGUGUCUCCUUAAAGCAAAAACAAAAUUAUCAUCUUGGGUAUUUAAUUUUUUUUGUUAAAAAGGCAAAUUUGUUUUUUUAAUUUACGAUAACUUUUUAUCUCAAUUUUUAGGUGGCUCUCCCAAAUUAGUCUUAUUUCAGCCAAAGAAUGCAACUUUAAUUUUACAUCACUAUUUAUCUAGACCUUUACAGGCUUCUAAUACACUCAACUUGUUGGCUUACUUACAUAAAGGCCCCAGCGUGUUUUCUUAAUAUUUAGAAAUAUAUAUGCUGCAAAUAAUCGUCGAGUUAAGUAAUUAUUUAUAACGUGAAUAUAUAUAAACCAUUUUGGCUUAGUUCAUCUAAAAUCAAUAUCCAAAAGAAAUAAAAAUAAAAUAUUAAGACCUGCACGUCACACAGUUUGUGUACAGCUGAUUAGCGAUUGCCGUUAAGACAUCCCUUAUUAAGGCUCUUUGACAUAACAGUUAACAAUUUGUAUGAAAAGACAAUAACCUUAAAAAACGUUAUGCUGUCGUACAAAGUUAUUAGCUUUCUAUACUUUUCAACAUAUUUAAAUGCAAAAUGCAUUUGGUGUGCUUCUACCAUGCAAGAAAAGAGUUUAGAUGGUAAACUUUUACCCAAACCGGCCACAUUUCAUUUUCCCGAAUACGCCUACAAAGAGACCAGCAAAAAUGAAAUAACUUAUCAUGAAUUUGAAGUAAACUGUGAACAUCAUACCAAUUGUGAAAGUUUAGAUGGUGCCGAGCGCAAGGCAUGCGUUAGACGUUGUAUAUCAUUUUCUUGUUAUCAAGAUAUCUACGCCUUCGAUGAGCUCGAAGAAGGUGAAAUUGACGUGCGUUUAAAUUCAUUUAAAGGUUGUGUUAUUCAAAGGACCGGCAAUACGAAUCGUCGCGCCACCUAGCAUAGGGGACCUCGCUUGCAAAUCGAUGAAUUCCUUCAUGAGUUACACUGGAAAUUCUCAAAUUUAUUAAAGCACUUCACCUAGGAAGCAUUAUUAAUUG